AUGGACAAUUUCCAACAUAGUGAUCUUCUUGCCCUCGAGACGGCGUUAGGUGAGGAAAGCCGGGAUCCAAUAGCCAUUCCUAUCUCCGUUUUGAAGGCCAUCACAAACAAUUUCUCUGAUGCUCAAGAAAUCGGUUGCGGUGGGUUUGAAACGGUUUACAAGGGUACGCUUGGAAAUGGGAUGGUUGUUGCCGUGAAGAAGCUCCACGAAAAUGUAGGAGUUCUUUCUAAAAAUUUCAAUAGUGAGGUCGAUUGUCUUAUAGAGGUCAAGCACAAAAAUAUAGUGCAGUUCCUGGGGUACUGUUCGGAUACGCAAAAGGUACUAAGGUCGUUUCAAGGAAAAAAUGUCUGGGCAGAAGAACGGCAGAAGUUAUUAUGCUUCGAGUACCUAAGUAAAGGGAGCCUUGCAGACUAUCUCACUGGGCCAUCUUGCGGACUUCGGUGGUGCACACGGUAUCGAAUAAUCAGGGGGAUCUGUGAAGGCUUGCAUUAUCUUCACCACCACCACCAACCUAUUAUUCACUUGGAUCUCAAACCUCAGAAUAUAUUAUUGGACGAUAAUAUGGUGGCUAAAAUAGCGGAUUUUGGUCUAUCAAGGCGCUUAAGUGCAAGGCAAAGUCGAAUUCUAACCAAAAACAUAGCUGGGACACCGGGAUAUUUCGCUCCGGAAUUUAUAAAUAGCGGAGUAAUCACAAUGAAGAUGGACAUAUAUAGUCUAGGGGUGCUGGAAAGUUGGACAGACACGUUUGGGUCAUUACAGAGCCAUACACUAUUUGAACAAGUAAAAGUAUGUGCUGAAAUAGGGAUAAAUUGCAUAAAUUAUAACCCAGAGAACAGGCCUACUAUAGAUGAUAUUAUCCAUAGACUUGAGGAAAUGGAUCUCUCAAACUCGUCUCCUGGAAGUAUCGCAAGUACUUCAUCCACUCCGCUCAGUGGAGUAAAUAUCUACCCUCUCAAGCUAUGCUUUCCGUUCGAGACAGAAAAGCGUAUCGAUUGCCCGCUGAGCAUAACUAACAUAACAGAUCGUUAUGUAAACUAUUGGGUUGUACCGCAGUUCCCCAAUAUGUAUACUCCUUGUAAGCACGAACUUGUGAACGAAAUCCGUACUGGAACCAACAAUCUGGACCCAAUGUCAACUGGCUCUUUCAAUGUGACAAUGCUCGAGCAACAACAACCGCCACUGGACGCAGGCAUGUUUGAGAUAGUGAUGAUUGCCAUGGGGAGCAGGAGUGACCUUAAAAAGUUGAAGUCAUCCAUUGGAGAUGAGCCUAAAAUUGAUGGUGAAUUAUUGAAGCGAGUCGAAGAGGUAGGGGGCGAGGUGCAUACAGCAAUGCUGAGGGCUGUCAUCAGCCUACCAAGUGAGGGGGGAGUGGCCCCCAAGAUCGUCUCAGGUGAGGAAUUUAUGGAUCUCAGAUCGAUAGAUGUGCAUCCCACACAGCCCUGGAUUUUGGUGGGUCAUGACAAGCAUCUUACCAUCUGGGACUACAAGAAGCAGGCAACAGUGGCUGCAUUGGAUGUCGUGGGGGCAACAAUGGUUUAUUCGGUUAGGUUCAUCCCUCAACGCCAUUGGUUUGUAGCCGGGGAUGAUAGUGGACACAUUCACGUGUACUCAUGUGUUACAAAGAAAGAAGUUAAGAGAUUCCAAGCUAGAGAUGGUGAUAGCUCUUAUGUAAUAUCACUGGCGAUUCACCCUACCUGUUCGUACCUGCUAUCUGCGUGUACAGACGGCGUGGUCAAGCUGUGGGACUGGGACAGUGGCUGGGAAUGUAUUCGAACAGUUCACUCAACUGCAGGUUGGAUGCAAGUUAAGUUUAAUCCCAAGAACACGGACACCUUUACUAGUUGUUGCACAAAGGGCGCAAUGAGAAUGAAGUCAAUUUAUCCGUCCGAUGAGCCUAUCGCAGGAAUAGACCAAUAUUCGUCGAGCCUCUGUGAUCACGCUUUCACCGAGGGUGAUCAGAACCAUGUGGUUAUGCUCAUCCAUGGUAUUGGUCUACAGAUAUGGGAUCUGGAGACAAAGACACAUGUUCACACACUUCGUGGGACGAAACGGUUGGUUCGUGCACCAGCUUGCCACCCAAAGCUUCCAUUAAUAGCCGUAGGAAUCAAGGAGGAAGAUCCUGAGCACGCGGCUGUCCGCUUCUGGAACUCAACUAACUACAGGCCCGUGUUCCUCAACCUCAUCACAAAGACACUUAUUUGA
This is a messenger RNA of Triticum aestivum (bread wheat), 2202 nucleotides long. RefSeq lists its product as uncharacterized. Lineage: Eukaryota; Viridiplantae; Streptophyta; Magnoliopsida; Poales; Poaceae. The coding region runs from base 1 to 2202 and encodes 733 amino acids. The transcript has 11 exons. Gene Ontology annotation, molecular function: ATP binding; protein kinase activity; protein binding. The record is from RefSeq and is a predicted model, not a curated record. Gene Ontology annotation, biological process: protein phosphorylation.